Aspergillus tanneri is the source of this 1563-nucleotide messenger RNA. RefSeq names its product carotenoid oxygenase family protein. The transcript is spliced from 4 exons. Bases 1 to 1563 code for a protein of 520 amino acids. NCBI's taxonomy places the organism in Eukaryota, Fungi, Ascomycota, Eurotiomycetes, Eurotiales, Aspergillaceae. Gene Ontology annotation, biological process: carotene catabolic process. Gene Ontology annotation, molecular function: carotenoid dioxygenase activity. The record is from RefSeq and is a predicted model, not a curated record.
AUGCCGCGAGUUAGAAAAUCGCAACAUCCCCUCCUGGAUGGAAAUUUUGCACCUACCUCUGAGGUGCGGUCACCUGUAUCUUGCCGCUAUAAGGGUCUUAUCCCACACGAACUGCUCGGUGGGCAGUAUGUUCGAAAUGGUAGUAAUCCUGCAAUCGUACCUAGUGGGAGAAGCGGCUACCACUGGUUCGACGGGGAUGGAAUGCUUACCGGUGUUUACUUCCGACGUACAUAUGAUUCUUUGAAAGUACAGCCAGAAUUUGUGUGCAAGUACGUUUGCACCGACAUCUAUCGAGCGUCUGAAAAGCUUCCAGCGCGGCUCAUGCCGAUUCUGCCGAGCUUCACGACACUGAUAAACCAAAGUGUCAGCAUUUUCACACUGGCUUUUGAACUGCUGCGGACUUUAUUCCUGAUUGCCUGGUCCUACAUCCAGCUCUCACAAUCUCCGAUAAAGCGAAUAAGUGUAGCUAACACGAACAUCAUUUUCCACGAUGGUCGGGCCUUGGCGCUCAAUGAAACCGGACCUCCAAUGAGAAUAAAGCUGCCGGAGAUAGAAACUGUGGACUGGUUUACUGGCAGAGAGUCUGAUGGUGUCAAUGCGGGCUCUAAAUAUGGCUUUGGAGGCCCCGGGUUGCUGGGCUUCUUCAAGGAAUGGACCACUGCACAUCCUCACAUUGACCCACUGACUCAGGAGCUGGUCCUGCUUCAUUCUACUCUUAUUCCACCAACACCUAACGAGACAAAAUGGUUCGAAACAGGACCCUGCCUUAUUUUCCACGUUGCCAACAGUUGGGAUGAGCGGCAGGGCCGUGACGAAGAUUUUGUCGUUGUGAAUAUGCUUGUGUGUCGAAUGACUAGCGCUUCAAUAAUGUAUUUGACCGGGGAUGUCCCGUCUCCCACUGGGCGCAAGACACGCUCAGAAGAAGAGCAAUGUCGUCUUUACUACUACCAGUUCAAUUUAAGUGAUCAAUGCAAUAACAUCACGCAUGAGUGGGCUUUGUCUGCUAUAUGGUUUGAGCUUCCUGUCGUACCAAAGUCGAAGUCUAUGCGUAAUGCUCGUUUUGUGUACGGCUAUUCAACAGCCCAGGCGUCAUUUGGGGACCUAACGUUGCAGGCAUUGAAGGCGGACUGCCUGGUCAAAGUCAAUGCAGGGGCCUUGAUUGAAAAGGGCAAGAAGGAAAGCCCAGUUCGGGUGAUGGGUUGUGUUGACAAGAGAUCAAUAUCAGAGAUAAUAACUUCUGCGGAUCCUAACGACCCUAUAAAAGUUUUUCGGAUGCCACCGGGCUGCUACGGAGCGGAAUGCUCCUUUGUCAGCCGUGAGGGUGCUUUGGACGAAGACGAUGGCUGGCUUCUUACGUUUGUUUUCGAUGAAUCGCAGUUGCAGAAGGUGAGCAGAGAACAGUUUAGUGAAUUGUGGAUUAUCAAUGCAAAAGACAUGCAAAGCGUUGUGGCUCGGGUUCAAAUCCCCCAUAGGGUCCCAUAUGGAUUCCAUGGCAGUUGGUUUUCCGAGAGUGACCUCCGCAGCCAGAGGGCUCUCGAUAGCACGUCAAGGGGUAAGGAUUAA